AUGAUGGUCCGGUUUGCAUUCGUCGCUGCCGUACUAUGCGGCGCCUACCUCGGCACUCGGGACAAGACCAGCUUCUGGUACGCCAACAUCGACCACACGAGCGCCGUUGUCCGCGGCUACGCUCCUGACCUCGAUGGAGACCAAAGCUACGAGAUUUUCCGCGCUGUCACACCCGGUGAUGGCCCCGGCAUCGAGGCUGCCAUCAACGAGGCAAGCAACGGGGCCAACCGCCGCGCCCAAUGGCUGGCUUCUCAGCCGAGGGUUGUCUACAUCCCGCCGGGCGAGUACGUCGUCAACAAGACCAUCUACAUGAACACAGACACAAUCAUCAUGGGGGAUGCUACGAACGUAAGAUGUCCUGCAUCUAAACUGCAUUGUGAUGCAACUGCUGACCACCAGGCACAGCCCCCGGUCAUUAAAGCGUCAGUUGGCUUUUCCGGCAGCGGGAAGCUGUUCUCCGGACAGGACCCAACAACGGGUGAGAAGGGCGAGCUUUCGUUUGCCGUCGGCCUCAAGAACAUUGUGCUGGACACCACCAAUGUCCCUGGCGGGCAGCCAUUUGUCGCGCUGUGGUGGGGGGUCGCACAGGCAGCCCAGCUUCAGAAUGUCAGGAUCUACAUGCCGCAUGCCGAGUACGGGGUUGGGCAUUCUGGAAUGCGGCUGGGACGAGGCUCGACGCUCACGGUGGCCGAUGUGCGCAUCGAGGGAGGCCAGAACGGCAUCUGGAAUAACGGGCACCAGCAGGUUCUGUACAAGAGCAUCUACUUCUACCAAAACAAUGUCGGCAUACUGAUCGACGGCGGCCACACCAUCAGCAUCGUCAACUCCACCUUCGAUACCGUCGGUACCGGCGUCCUCAGCACGAAAGGGUCUCCCUGGAUAGCUCUCAUCGAUGCCAAGUCGAUCAACUCGGGCAUCACCUUCAAGACGACCGCCUCCGCGUCCUACCUCAUCGAGAACCUCGACAAGGACACCAAGAGCGACAUUGCCCACGGGCCGGGCGACUUCGUCAUCGGGCCGCAAUCCCACGUCGCCCAGUUCUCCUACGGGAACACUAUCGACCACAACCCCGUUUACGCGCCCAUCAAAUCCACCAGCCUCACCCGCCCCUCCGCCCUCGCGCCGUCCGGCCGCUACCCCGCCAUCCCGGCCCCAAACUACGCCAGCAGCCCGGCAUCCGACUUCCUCAACGUCAAAGACCCGGCCCAAAACGGCGGCCACCGCGUCCUAGGCGACCACAGCGUCGACGAGUCCGCCGCGCUCAACGCCAUCCUCCAGCUGGCCGCGGCGCAGGGCAAGAUCGCCUACUUCCCCUUCGGCAAGUACCGGGUGGACUCGACGCUGACCGUGCCGGCGGGCAGCCGGCUGGUGGGCGAAGCGUGGGCGACGAUCACGGGGGCGGGGUCGUUCUUCGCGGACGCGGCGCACCCGCGGCCGGUGGUGCAGGUCGGCCGCGCCGGGGAGGUCGGCACGGCGCACAUCCAGGACAUGCGCUUCACCGUCAGCGAGGCGCUGCCCGGCGCCAUCAUCCUGCAGUUCAACCUGGCCGGCGCCACGCCCGGCGACGUGGCCAUCUGGAACAGCCUGGUGACGGUGGGCGGGACGCGCGGGGCGGGCGCGCUGACGGGCGCGUGCCGCGACGCGCGCGCCCCGUGCCGGGCCGCGUUCCUGGGCCUGCACCUGGCCCGGACGUCGUCCGUGUACGUGGAGAACGUGUGGAACUGGGUGGCGGACCACGUGGCGGAGGACUUCGACGGCGGGAGCAACUUCGCGGCCGGCCGGGGGGUGCUGGUGGAGGCCACGCGGGGCACCUGGCUGCACGGGGUCGGGUCGGAGCACUGGUGGCUGUAUCAGUUGAACCUGCGGAAGGCGGAGAACGUGAUGGUCAGCCUGCUGCAGAGCGAGACCAACUACGACCAGGGGGACAACAACCCGGUGGUGGUGCCGGCGCCGUGGACGGUGGAUGAGAGCGGGUGGGGGGACCCCGGGUUUGGGUGGUGCGGCGCGAAGGAUAGGCGGUGCAGGAUGGGGCUGGCGAAUUACAUCAAUGGCGGGAGGAACAUCCACACGUACGCCUCGGCCUCGUGGGCGUUCUUCAGCGGGCCGGGGUACCAGGAGUGCGCCGAUGUGUGCCAGAGGGUCAUGCACUUUGUGCAGGAGACCCCGUCGGGCCUGCAGGCCUUUGGGCUGUGCAGCAAGGACACAUACGCCACGCUGCGGCUGGCCAAUGGGACGGAGGUAGUCACGAAGAAUGGGUUCACGGGGUCGUGGGGAGGUGACAUCGGCAGGUAUACACCGUAG
Messenger RNA from Thermothielavioides terrestris NRRL 8126, 2301 nucleotides. Its product is annotated as glycoside hydrolase family 55 protein. The transcript has 4 exons. Gene Ontology annotation, molecular function: polygalacturonase activity. NCBI's taxonomy places the organism in Eukaryota, Fungi, Ascomycota, Sordariomycetes, Sordariales, Chaetomiaceae. The record is from RefSeq and is a predicted model, not a curated record. Bases 1 to 2301 code for a protein of 766 amino acids.